AUGGCCACUCCAUUCUCUCCGGACAUAAUGGAAGUUCCUCUUCCAAAAGAUUUUCGACUGCCCACCAUCAAGGCCUACACUAGUACUUCUGACUUGCGUGCCCAUAUGACGAGAUACAAAGCAACCGUGGUGAUGAUUGGGGCAAGUGAUGCCAUCAUUUGCAGAGCGUUCUUGUCCACUUUGGACGAAACGGCGCAAGAUUGGUUUAACACAAUCCCGGACGGAUCAAUUCAGACCUUUGCAGAGCUGUCCAAAAGUUUCUUGACCUAUUUCUCCGGAAAUAUACAACAUAAAAAACCAUUCUCGCAUCUUUGCGGGGCAGCAAUUCUCAUCUUCAUCCAAGCACUAAGGUCAGGAAAUUUUCAUAGACAGCUGAACACUCACCAUCCACGCUCCUAUGAGGAGCUAAUGAGGAUAGCACACCGCUAUGCUGAGGCCGAGGAGGCUGAUAGAAAGAAGAAAGAUGAGGAAGAUGGCAGGAAGAGUGUGCAACCUGACAAAAUUGGUCCAACCAACCAUGCACCACACCCAAACCAGUUAUCCGCAACGAAGGGGAAAGUUCAAGAAAGGCCUCGUCUCGCCCCACCACGACACUUAACACCUCUUACUCACCCGAGCGGAUACUUUACUCAAUUCGUUAAGUAUCCGGGACAGUACCAGCAUCAACAAGGCCUACCUGACAAUGUGUGGCGAAAGGAAGAUCCUGAGCCAUCAGCCUGCAACAACAAGAAGAGAAGGUGCGACCAAGGCGAGGAAGGAAGAGACAGUGAGUUAAAGGAGAAGCCCGCGCAAUGCAAAAAACAUGUCAUUCGCUGA
This is a messenger RNA of Ipomoea triloba (trilobed morning glory), 816 nucleotides long. RefSeq lists its product as uncharacterized. The record is from RefSeq and is a predicted model, not a curated record. NCBI's taxonomy places the organism in Eukaryota, Viridiplantae, Streptophyta, Magnoliopsida, Solanales, Convolvulaceae. The transcript is spliced from 3 exons. Bases 1 to 816 code for a protein of 271 amino acids.